UAAAUUCUGACUGCCUAUAAAGUGGGAACACAGUGAACCCAUUCCUAAAGCAAAAGAGAUACGGAGAGGAUUUAACUUUCACUGAAGACAUCAAGAAAAUAUCAGAGAGUUUCUUGUGCCUUGAGUUAUCCAGCCUGCAUUUCCACACCGCUGUCUGCUGAGGAAUCAUGGGUCUCCUAAAAGUCUCUGUCAUCUUUCUUCUCUCACUCAUCACAAUGACAUUAGCUGAGCCGCCUGGAUGCAAGAUCCGCAUCACCAAAAAAGGACUGGAGAUGUUGAAGGCAGAGACCAAGAAGUUUGUGGAAGAAGAGCUGAGUAACAUCACCAUGCCAGAGAUGCAAGGAUCUGAGGGCCGUUUCCAGUACACCAUCAAUAAUGUGAAGAUCAUAGAGCUGAACCUGGCGUCUGACCUGCGCUUCCAGCCGGAUGUUGGUCUGCUGUUUGAGGUGCAGAACUCCUCCAUCACCCUCAACUUCCAGAGACGCAUCCUGUACUGGCUCUUUUAUGAUGAAGGAGCCAUCAACGCCUCAGCAGAAGGGGUCAACAUCUUCACCGUCCUUCAUCUCAGUAAAGAUGACGAGGGUCGGCUUAAGAUCUCCAACGUCACCUGUGAUGCCGCCAUCGCCAAGAUGAGAGCCAAAUUCAGCGGGACCCUCGGGAGGGUUUAUGACUUCAUUGGGACGUUCCUUACUACAGGAAUGCGCUUCCUCUUAAAUAAACGGAUUUGUCCGGUCCUGAAUCAUGCUGCUCUAGUUUCUGUGAACCAGCUUCUGGAAACAAUCCCAGUGCGUGCACAGGUGGACAGCUACAUAGGCAUUGAUUACUCUCUGCUCAGUGACCCUGUGGUGACAGAAACCAGCCUUGAUAUGGACUUCAGGGGCAUGUUUUACGAUCUUAAAAAUGAGAACGACACUCUAGUGAACUACGCAGUGAAUCCAGUUGUGAGAGAGUAUGACCGUAUGAUUUAUCUGGCUCUCUCCGAGUACUUCUUCGACAGCGGCCUCUACUCGUACUUCAAAGGCGGACUUUUCCAACUGCAGAUCGCAAACGAACGGAUGCCAAAAGACUUGGAGGUGCUCCUCAGAACAACCUACCUAGGGACAAUCAUGAUGCUGAACCCAGCACUGAUGGACCAGCCCCUGUCUCUGGAGUUUGAGGUCACCGCUCCUCCUCGAUCAACCAUCAAGACCUCUGGUGCAAGUGUGGCUGUCAACUGUAACGUCAAAGUGUUGGUCCUUCCAGCCGGAAAACCAGCCGUCCAGCUCAGCAGCAUGACCAUGGAAGGUAAAUUCAAUGCGAAGGUGUCAAUGAAGGGCAAACGCCUCGCCAUCCAUUUAGAUCUGAGAAGGUUUAAAAUAUUCUCCAAUCAGUCUGCUCUGGAGUCUUUAGCUCUUAUUCCACUGCAGGGUCCCCUGAAGACCAUGCUGCAGAUAUCUGUGGUGCCUCUCAUUAACAAUUACACUAAGCGAGGCGUGCAGAUCCCUUUACCAGAUGGAAUAGACUUCAUCGAAGAGGUUGUGGAGUAUCACAAUGGCUACAUCAUCGUGGGGGCGAAUCUACACUUCCAGACGGGUCUGAGAGAAAUGAUCGAGAGGAAGCUGGCGGGAGAAUCAGACAACUCCAUUUAGGAGCAGUGAAGAUGUUAAUGCACGCGUGUCCUGCCCAGACACUACAGCAAUAAUAGAGGAUUCACAAGAAGAAAACUAACCUUCCAGCAUGCCGUUUAACUGAUCCUCAAAACCUGCUGUCAUUACAGUCAACAUCCACUCCACAUUCACCACCUUUACUUUCUGAAUGCACACUUAGGGCAGAAAAACAGAUUGAGAAUCCUCGGCUUUGCUUUAUUGCUGAUAAACAGCGCAGCCUUUUAUAAAACAUUUCUGAAUAGGUAGAAUAAUUCAAUGAUGAUAUGUUCAAUAUUAGUGGUGCUUAUUUAUGGGUCAAAGACGCAAAGGGAUUUUGAAGCACUGAAUUGAUUACACGCUAUUCUAGACCACUAGAACAUUCAUUCAUCUUCGUUCCUUCAUUUAUCAGGGGUUGCCACAGCGGAAUGAACCGCCAACUUAUCCAGCAAACGUUUUACACAGCAGAUGCCCUUCCAGCUGCAACCCAGUACUGGAAAACACCCAUAAACGCUCGCAUUCACACACUCACUCAUGCACUACGGCCAAUUUAGUUUAUUCAAUUCCCCUAUAGCGAAUGCGUUUGGACUUGUGGGGGAAACUGGAGCACCCGGAGGAAACCCACACCAACACAAGGAGAACAUGCAAACUCCACACAGAAAUGCCAACUGGCCCAGCCGGGGCUCACACCAGCGACCUACUUGCUGUGAGGCCACAGUAUUAAAAACUAAGCUACCACAUUAGAACAUUUCCUCCUUAAUUAAAAAUACUGAGACAAAAAAUAAAUGACUAUUAUAAAUGUCACAGCUGAAAUGUCAAAAAUAUACCAAAAUAUAUAUAUUUUGAGUAUUUUUGGCAGCACCAAAAUACUCUUUAAUAGUCAAUAUCUGUCAAACCACAAGGCAAAUGUUUUAGUCAUUUAAGAUGUAUGACAAAAUAUAUUUGAAGAUCUUCUGAAAGUCUCAUCUUUAGCCAAGACUAUAUAUAUGGAAGAUAUACAAAUAUAAUAUAGGCAACAUGGUGGCUCAGUGGUUAGCACUGUCACCUCACAGCAGUUGGCAUUUCUGUGUGGAGUUUGCAUGUUCUCCCCGUGUUGGUGUGGGUUUCCUCCGGGUGCUCCGGUUUCCCCCCCAGUCCAAAACACAUGCGCUAUAGGUGAACUGGAUGAACUUAAUUGGCCGUAGUGCAUUGGUGUGUGUGUGUGAAUGUGAGAGGGUAUGGGUGUUUUCCAGCACUGGGUUGCAACUGGAAGGGCAUCCGCUGUGUAAAACAUAUGCUGGAUAAUUUGGGGGUUUGUUCCGCUGUGGCGACUCCUUAUGAAUAAAAGGGACUAAGCCGAAGGAAAAUGAAUGAACAAAUGAAAUAUAAUAUGAAUAUAAAUAUAUGUUUAUUUUAUUUUUAUGUAAAAUGUCAAUAUUAAUAACCUACUUAAUUUUUUUAAUCGAUUGUCUACAGAACAAACCUACUUGUCCAUUGACUUGUCUAAUUAAACUAAAGUUAAGCCUUUAAAUUGCAUGUUAACCUGAAUAUUAGUAUCUUGGAAAAUAACUAGUAAAAUAUCAUGAACUAAUCAUGGUAAAGAUAAAAAAUGUAAAAUAAUUAAUUAUUGGCUACAAAAACGUGUUGGAAAAAAAAUCUCUCUGUAAUACAUCAAAAUAUUCAUUCAUUUAUUCAUUUUCUUUUUGGUUUAGUCCCUUUAUUAAUCUGGGGUCGCCACAGCGGAAUGAACCGCCAACUUAUCCAGCAUGUUUUACACAGCGUUUGUUUUACCCUUCCAGCUGCAACCCAUCACUGGGAAACAUCCAUACACACUCAUACACAACGCACAAUUUAGCUUACCCAAUUCACCUGUACCGCAUGUCUGUGGGGGAAACCGGAGCAAACUCAACACAGAAAUGCCAACUGGCCCAGCCGAGGCUCGAACCAGUGACCUUCUUGCUGUGAGGCAACAGCACUACCAAUUGCGCCACCGCUGCAUCAAAAUAUAUACAUGGGAAAUCAAAAAAUAAAAUAAUGAUAAAAAAUAAAAUAAUAAUCAAACAAAAA
Molecule: messenger RNA, 3668 nt
Organism: Danio aesculapii
Lineage: Eukaryota; Metazoa; Chordata; Actinopteri; Cypriniformes; Danionidae
Gene: pltp
Product: phospholipid transfer protein
Exons: 16
Coding region: 168-1628 (486 amino acids)
Biological process (GO): high-density lipoprotein particle remodeling; ceramide transport; phospholipid transport
Molecular function (GO): ceramide binding; phosphatidylethanolamine transfer activity; phosphatidylethanolamine binding
Source: RefSeq, a predicted model, not a curated record